AUGGCUACCACAAAGAAGCAUCGAAGCUCACGCCGAGCUAGACUGCAUCCCGAUGAAGAUGUUAUACCACUACAUGCAUUGCCGAAGGAGCUUCCACCGACAACAACAUUUCACCGUGAUGCAUUCCCCGUCAGCAUAAUGCUCGCCAUCGUCAAUCCGCGAAGUCUUCUGAUCAAGAGUUGCGAUCUAAGUCGCAGCCAGCGCACCGCGGUCGAAAAGCGCCCGACAUUGGUGUGCGAGACCAGUACGACCAUCUUCAUUUCAGUAGCACAAAGCUUCGACGACAUCCUGGAUCAGCUUGCGACACACGCGCAAACAUCAUUCGGCAUCAACCUUUCAGAUCGUUCGAGGUGGGGCUGCGUCAUGCUGGCGUGCUGUGAGGACACUUCUGAGAUGGUCGACAAGGAUAAUGCGGCGUUCUUCAUCUCUGCUGCUAGUCAAGGUGGUUGGGGCUGGAAGUUCUAUGUUGCUGAACUGGAGCGCAGUCCGAGAGGCAUAUGGGAAAGCAGGACCUCGAUCAGGGCGGCAUGA
Molecule: messenger RNA, 531 nt
Organism: Fulvia fulva
Lineage: Eukaryota; Fungi; Ascomycota; Dothideomycetes; Mycosphaerellales; Mycosphaerellaceae
Exons: 1
Coding region: 1-531 (176 amino acids)
Source: RefSeq, a predicted model, not a curated record